Messenger RNA from Chlamydomonas reinhardtii, 1905 nucleotides. RefSeq lists its product as uncharacterized. The record is from RefSeq and is a predicted model, not a curated record. The transcript has 4 exons. Lineage: Eukaryota; Viridiplantae; Chlorophyta; Chlorophyceae; Chlamydomonadales; Chlamydomonadaceae. Bases 39 to 1235 code for a protein of 398 amino acids.
CAAAGCAGCGGAGCACUGCAAUAUUCUGACCUGUUGCCAUGCUUUCGUGCGUGCGUGCCCUUCCUGAAUUUACGGCUGUUUCAGAGCCGCUCGGCCUCUGGAAGGAUCUGCACAAGCCUCUGAAGGGCUCUGAAGGGCUCUGGAGGGCUCUGGAGGGCUCUGGAGGGUCUGAGGGCUCUGGAGGGGUCUGGAGGGCCCUGGAGGGCCACACGUUCGGCGAGACCGCCAACACGAACAAGAAGGCCAAGGCCGAGAAGGCCGCCACCUCCUCUGCCAGCACGCCGACCAAGAGCGGCAAGGAGAGCGGCAAGGACACGGAUGGUACCAAGUGGUACUACUGCGACUUUCACGGCCGCAACCCCUCGCACCCAAGCAAGGAGUGCAGGACGCUGGGAAACCGCCGCAGCGCAGCGGCAGCUAACAGCGCAGCCAAUCAUCAACAGCCAACUUACAGCGGCAACGACCCGCUGGACAAGCUGGUGGUCGCCAUUCAGGGCCUGACACGCAGCGCGGCGGCAACCACUCGCUCGGCGAGCGCAGGAGGCGCCGCCAGCGGUGCGCCCCGCACCAAGUACGAGGCGGACAAAGCCAAGCGCGGCAAUCGCCCUCCGCACCGCGGCGAGGGACGCCGCGGGGAAGGCGACCGCCCAAGCGAGCAGUGCGGUUUCUGCUUCAUGUUCACGCACACACGCGAGAACUGCCCAAUCGAGGAUCCGGACAAGGCAUCUCACUCUGACUGGGUGCCGAGAUCUCCGGCCAUGAAGCUGCUCUUCGAGCAGGCCAAGGCCCGCAAGGCGCAGGAGAAGCAGCAGCGUCAGGCCGCUGCCACUGCGCACCGCGGAGAGGAGGAGGAGGAGGAGGAGGAGGAGGAGGAGGAGGAGGAGGAGGAGGAGGAGGAGGAGGAGGAGGAGGAGGAGGAGGAGGAGGAGGAGGAGGAGGAGGGCGAGUACGGCACCAGCUGCGUGACCGCAUUAUUGCUGCGGCCGCACUGGUGCACGCCCACUGCACGACAGGAGGACUGUUACGGCCAGUGGCGCGGCGCUGAGGCCCAGGCCGGGCAGGAUGCCCCCUGCAGCGGGGGCUCCGCAGCGUCCAGCCCACCGGCCAAACCAGCAGGGGCCAAACCCUGCGUGAUCGUGCGCACGCCAGGAGUGCCAUACAAGCCAGGGGUGCCGGGCAGCGAGCCUACGCUCCACUACGACGUCCACGCCUGCGCACCCCCGCCAUGCCAAUGAUAGUCCCAGGUCUACGCAUGCUUUGUCUGGGAGCGCGGCCCCGCCCCGCACGUGUACAGGUGUACGACGGCCAGCAGGGUGUCAUGCGCCAGCGCGUGACCGGACCCAGCGUGGACGGGACACGCAAAGAGCAUGAAAGUGACUGCGAACGAGAGUGAGAAGACGCGCCGUGUGGCGGUUGGCAGAUCGGGAAGUUCUUGGCGGUACGCCAUCCACGAAGCAAGUAAGACGGUUAUUCUUUGCACUACAAGUUGCGUACGCCACGAAGAUGGCAGUCAGUGCCUGCAUGUGUUUGGCCCUUUGUGGCAUGGUGCGUAUGCGUGUGUCUCUGUCCGCGUGUGUGCCAGGGAGACGGGGCGCCAAGCCCAGGUGAGGCCUGCGGUGUCAGCCAGCUGUGUGGUUGGGAUUACGCACGUAGAACGCGUCUUUGCUUAGCGUGUACAUCUCUGCGUCGCCUUGCUGCUGAUAUUGGUCAAGAUAUUGGUUGAGCUAGCGUUGCUGAGUCGGGACGUAGGAGGAAGCUGGCCUUCGCAAAGGGGACUGAUUCCCCGUACGGCAGAGCAAGGCGGGCUUAAGAGCGCGUGGCACGAAGGCAAGCACUGUCUUGCUUCGUGCUGACACGUACAGCCUGCAUGGGGGACACGGCUGCAUGGGGGACUCGACGCCAUGU